AUGCAAACCCUUGUACGCUACUCCACCAUCUAUAUACCAACUAAAAAGCUACACCCGCGCCAAGCAACAGCGUUUAAAGAAACCGCUAAGCGCCUCGCCAACGCCUACCUUAACAAACCAUCCGAACAAGCAAUCCUCGACUUCCUACUGCUACCGCGGAUCCUCGGUAUAGGCCUCCAGCAAGGCAACUUGAACCAGAAGCUGCGUAACUACCCACAUAUACUCCCAGCACCUCCAGAGCAAGCCAACCAAGCACGCCCCGAGCCAAAAGAGCUGAACAGCUCGCUGCGCGCUAUAGAGCUACUCGAACAAGGCUUUCUCGGUCGUGCAUCACAGGCGCUCGUCGACCAGGCGCCUCUCGCAGAGCUCACUCCAGAACUCAAAGCACAGCUCUGCCAGAAGCACCCAAUCGGCCCCAAAGACCCCUUCCAGAUCAGAGCCCGCCCACACGCAGGCCAGCCUAUCAAGAUCGAUGCCAUCCGCACAGCGAUCCGUACCACCAGUAAAGAAAAGGCCCCUGGUCUCAGCGGCUGGACGCGCUCGCUUCUCGACAUUGCGAUAGCAGACGAAACAGACGGCUCUACGCGCACCGGCGUGCUCGCCAUGAUCCGCCACAUUGCAGAGGGCAUCCGACUAGCUACAGCGAAAGGCUCGCACCUCCUUACAGCAUCACGCCUUAUCGCGCUGGAAAAAGACGAUGGCGGUAUCCGCCCUAUCGCUAUCGGUGACAUGAUCUAUAGAAUCGCCAUGAAAGCUGUUAUCGCCACGCUUUUCCGCCCCGAGAUGCUGCUCCCGAACCAGCUCGGCGUCAGCUCCCCCGGCGGCGUCGAACCCGCUAUCUUUGCGCUCCAAAGCGUUAUUAUGAGCGACUCUACCGAAUUCGAUACUAUUACCUCGGCCGAUGAAAGCAACGCCUUCAAUAACCGCGACCGUACAACCAUCGCAACAGCAGUCCUCAACCAUGCGCCCACGCUGCUACAAGCCUCUGCCUGGGCACUUAACCACCCGGCGCUGCUCGUACUCUCAGACGGCACAGCUCUAGCCUCUGCGCAAGGCGUACGCCAAGGCGAUCCGCUCGCUAGCCUGCUCUACUCGCUCUCGCAGCGCCCAACUAUCGAAGCGCUCCAAAGAAAGCUGCCAAACUCCCGCAUUUUCGCUUACCUAGACGACCUCUACGUACUCGGUUCGCGUAAAGACCCGGAAAUCAAACCAGUACUCUUAGAAACCUUCACCGAGUACAACCUAGAACUCAAUAUUCGCAAGACCAAGGAACAUAGAAUCGAAGACCUUCGAACUACAGGCCUGCCAGUACUAGGCUCCUUUAUAGGACCACGAGCUGCCCGAAAAACGUUCCUCGAGAAGAAGAUCGACAAGUAUAACUCUAUUCUUCUCACCCUACGCACGCUGCCUAAACAGCAUGCAUUACUGCUACUCAAAGGUAGCAUUAACCACCUACUACGCCACUUGCUCCGCCAGCUCGACCCGCGCGGGCUCACAGAACUAUGGCAACAAGCCGAUGCCGCCACAAUCGCCGCACUAGGCCAUAUCGCGUCCCGCCGACUCCAGCCAAUCAAUAUAGAGCAUACUGCCUUAAUUGGUAUCCCAGCCCGCCAAGGUGGACUCGGACUCAUACUACACGCAAAAGUAGCAAAACAGCUCUACACAGCCGCUCGCGACGCCAAUACUACUACUACACAGUUCAUUCUACGCGGUAAAACAACACCUACCACGCUACUACUAGACGAACCCGCCCACCCGGCCGAAACAGCUCAAAGCGUGCUUAAGAGCUUCUAUAUAGAACAGCUUAAGAGUCUCGACUUAAUCUCCGAACUCGAGCCCCCAACACCAUGUUCACCGACGCCGAGAUUACCGAGGGACUCCGAAACAGGCUCUUAA
[Torrubiella] hemipterigena is the source of this 1896-nucleotide messenger RNA. The record is from the annotation of a GenBank genome assembly. NCBI's taxonomy places the organism in Eukaryota, Fungi, Ascomycota, Sordariomycetes, Hypocreales, Clavicipitaceae.